Molecule: messenger RNA, 1167 nt
Organism: Stylonychia lemnae
Lineage: Eukaryota; Ciliophora; Spirotrichea; Sporadotrichida; Oxytrichidae
Source: the annotation of a GenBank genome assembly
AUGGUCAAAAAUUGCAAGAAAAGAAACUAGUCAGUUGAAGUUUAAAUGGGAAUAAACUACUAGCUACAGCUUUAGAGAUUUCUUGAAAUUGGUAGGCCUAUAGACAUUUCUCGUGAACUUCACAAGUAAGGGCCUCUAGAAUUCCUACCAAAACUCAGCAAGUAUCUAAAUGAGCAAAGAUCUUUUUAACAGGAAAUGCUUUAAGGAUUCAAGCUAAUGUUAUCUGAUUUGUAUUCUCAGUGCUUUGAGAAGUAAUUAUUCAGCAGAAAGUAAUUGAGAUCUAUUCUAGCACUUAUUACAAGUCUUACUCAUGUACUGCAUCAAUCAGAGAUCUUAAACUUGGAAUAACCCUCACGACUUGAACGCUUUGAAUAAUUCAUGGAGAAAAGAUCAUCUUCUCAACAAUCAAGAGCUAGAUCAAAGAGUAAGUUUGAAUCUGAGCAAAAAUCAAGCAGUGAGAAUACUCUUAGAAGAGAUUCCUCUUCUAUUAAUAGCAUCGAUAAAAAGAGAGUUCAUUUUGAUGAUUCUAUUGGCAUUAGUUCUAAAAGCAAAUCAAUAUCAAAGGGGAAAGCUUGCAAAAAGAAGAGGACAAGAAGAGGCAGAGGAAAGAAGCAUAAGUUUAGGGAAUAGGGUAAGAAAUUAGAGGAACCUAAGUCAAGAAUAAACUUUGAGUAAAUCAAAUCAGAUUAUGACAAAAUAUUCUAAGACUCUUAGCUUACAGAGGUUAAAUACAAUCCUGAGGAUAAUCUUCUAAUAGAAAACUCAAAUUUGACGCUUUCAGAGAAUUCUAAUUCUAACACUGUGCAAUUAGAUAGCAAUCAUUUGACUCAGAUUGAAUAAUUAGAUGAAAUGCUUUUCUAUUUCCUAAGAGAGACUUACUUCAAUUAUUAUCAUAUGAUAAGGCAUGAUCUUGAAUAAAUCCUCAAGAAUAGAGUACAAAGAUUCAAGAUUGAGAUAUGGGAGAGCAAUAAUUAUCUUUUCAACGUUGGCAAGCUGAUGAUAUAUGAGAGAACCUGCUCUAUUGAUGAGAUAAGAUAAGCAUUCAGUCAAUCUUCUAAUGUCAGUUGCUCAACUGGAAAUUCAUUAGCCACCAAACAAUUUAAUAGCCAUAUCAAGAUUCUUGAUAAUACAGUGCCUACUUUAAUGAUCUGCAACUUUUAGUUCUGA